Molecule: messenger RNA, 1083 nt
Organism: Monosiga brevicollis MX1
Lineage: Eukaryota; Choanoflagellata; Craspedida; Salpingoecidae
Exons: 12
Coding region: 1-1083 (360 amino acids)
Source: RefSeq, a predicted model, not a curated record
AUGGCCCCACCCAUCCCGGGCCCACCCCCUGCCGACAUCUUUCCACAACUUCCAGGCUACACAGCGAUUGUCUCAACCGAACCAGUCCUCAUCGAACCAACGCUCCCAACCGCUGAACCCAGUGCCAACGGCACAAAGACGAAGAUACCACCGUUGCCACGGCUCACAGAACAGCAAGCGCGUGUGGCAUUGCUGGAGGAAUACACUCUGGAGACUUUUACUGAAACCCGCCACGUAUCCUGGAAGGUUGAGCCUUACUACGGCCAAGCUCUGUCCAGCAUGAGUGGAGGCUCACCACCUCAACCGUGGGAUAUGCACGUGGCACCCCCCAUGGAUUUUCAAAACACCAAAACCGCAAUUGAAAUUCCUUAUUCGGGCACGCUCAAGCCCUGCUAUUACUGCAAUAGCUUUGGGCAGGUCCGCUGCUACCAAUGCCAAGGACGUGGCAAGUUGCGCUGUUCCCAGUGUCGAGGCCAAGGCUUCAGCAUGAAGAAAGACAAGACUGGUACACAUUUUCGCGAAACAUGCACUCGAUGCUUUGGGAGUGGUCGCCGUCGUUGCACAGUAUGCUUUGGCCAUGGCCAAAUCGGCUGUGCUGUUUGUGCUGCUCGCGGCGAACUGAAGCUCAGCCUUUUGCUGUCCAUAACCUGGAGCAAUCAUCGCGGCGAACACGUUGUGGAGCCGAUGAACGGUCCAAAGGGCGACAUUGCCGCCUGCCAGGGCAGUCUCUUGUUCACUGAUUCAGCCAAUCUGCUGGCACCUAUCGGCAACUUUCCGGAGGAUCAGGUCAAUACGGGCUCGCAUGGGCUCGUUUCACGUCAUAGCAAGCAAUGGCCACAGGAGCGGAUAUUGCGCCAACGGCACAGCUUAGAGUUGAUCCCAGUGCAUGAAGUCAACUAUACAUAUCGCGAUGAGAUGAAGCGAUUCUGGGUGUACGGGUUGGAUCAUCGGCUGCAGUGUCAUGUGAACCAAAAGCACGUUUUGUGCGGCACGCGCGUGCAUUGUGCCUAUGGCCCGAGCACCGGCAAUGGCCAAGGCAUGAGCACUGUCCUGGCGCGAUGCGCUUCUUACGUUUGUCUGUGA